AUUAUAUUAUUAUUGUAUGUAUAUUUGGUGUUGCUGUCCUUCUCCUUGUUUGCACGUGUGUGUAUAUAUCUGUUUCUGCGGGCGCCUUCAGGCCUGGUGGGUGUGGCCCUGCUGGCGGACUGGCCACACCCGAAGCCACACACCUGCUGCUGAUCAGGCCUCGUCGGGGGAGCCACUUAGGAGAGUCUUGGAGCUCCCACCGACGCGGGAUCAUUGCGUCAGACUCCACGAGAAAUGUGGAGCGCCAGAUCGCAGCCAGCACGAGGAGUGCUGAGACACGGGAGCGGAGAGCACUGAGACACGGACUGUUCACGGAGAGACACGACACGGGAGUCAGGGGAAAGCACGGGGUUUAUUGUUGUUAUUUCCACACACUGUAAAUAAACGCACUGUUUAUACACAGAGCACCGCGCCUGGGUCCUCCUUCCCCACACCCCCCACGGUUUGCCAUGCCAUACCGUGACAGUGGUGAACUACAUUGUAGUAAAAGCAGGUAGCACCACUGUGGAUGCCACCUCGGCCCCCCUCUCCUGGGCGUGACCACCAGCAAAGAUGCAUAUAUAGAGAGAUAGACAGAGGUAGCACAACAUUCUUCCAGAGACACCAACAGACACCAGCUGCAGAAUCACCAUAGAGCCUCCUGAACAACAGCCUUCAUCGUCUUCAUUCUCCAUCAGAACUGCAGAAGAUAUAGCUGUGUCUUUUAGCUCUGUCAGCUGAUUGGCGGCCUACAUCAUGCUCCGCCCCCUGAUCAUCCUGUCUGUUUUCAGCUUGCUGACUGUAGUGAGCAACAGUGAAGAAGUGGAGGGGCGCAUCCGCCUGGUUGGAGGAAACGGCUUGUGUUCUGGCAGGGUGGAGAUCUUCCACAGUGGGCAGUGGGGGACGGUGUGUGAUGAUAUAUGGGACCUAGUGCAUGCUCAGGUGGUGUGUAGACAGCUGGGCUGCGGCAGCGUCAUCUCAGCACCAGCAAGUGCUCAGUUUGGUGAGGGCACUGGACCCAUCUGGUUGGAUGAUGUCAGUUGCUUAGGCAGUGAAUCACAUCUCACUCAGUGCCAGCACUUACCAUUUGGAUCUCACAACUGUGAACACUAUGAGGACGCUGGUGUCAUCUGUGAAGAAAACCCUGUGAACUCCACCUGCACUGUGACCGGCCCCACUAUCAUUGAUGUCCAUGGCCAGAUUAACUUCAUCCAGGAUCGGUGUGCGUACUCUCUGUUCUCGAUUCCAUCACUCCCAGAUUUCCAUGUUCAGGGGAACUUUGAGGACCGCCGUCGUAAAGAUGUGAGCUUUUUGGACAGUGUGACGCUGCGUGUGGGCGGGCAUGUCAUUCACCUGGAACAAGGUGGGAGAAUUCAGCUGGACGACACCACACUGACCCUCAGCAGUUCGCCUCAGCUGGUUCAUGGUGUGCAGCUCUCUAAGGACCAAACUGGAGUCACUGCCAAGCUGUCGCUCUCCAACCUCAUCAUCUCUGUCUUCUUUGAUGGCUACACCGCACAGAUCCUCUUACAAGGACCUGCUGGUACAUCUGUGGAGGGUCUGUGUGGAACCUCCAGCAUGUCUCUGAGUGACCUGAGGCUCUCUGAGUACAGCUCCCCCAGCUGUGAGAUGCAGUACAGUGAGCCUGCUGACAGCACGAUCAACUGCAACAGCGUGACUGAACGCUGUAAUCUCCUGAAGGAGGCGCCCUUCUCCUCCUGUAACAGUGACAUCGACCCAGAGCCCUACAUAACCGCCUGCACCCACACUUUGUGUAAAUAUCCUGCAGUGGACGGACUCAACUGUCAGUUCCUGAAGGCCUACGCCAGAGCCUGCAGUCUACACAACCACACUCUGGAUGGCUGGAAGUCAAACGCUGGCUGCUCCUCUGAGGCCUUCUGUCAGGACAGGACCUGCAGCAAUCACGAGUUCUGUGGUGAGAAGACGGUCGAUGGUGACACUCACUGCUUCUGUCGGGCCAUUUUUGCCUCCAAGUACCAAGAAAACGACUCUUUGGGUGAUCCAACAGUCUGCAUGCAGGACUCUGCUUCAGUCACUCUGGUCGGUUGUCUCCUGGAGGACAAAGGCAUCGACUACUCUGCCUUACACCUCAACGACCCGACCUGCAGGGGUCAGGUGGACGAGCUCACCCACAAGGUGACCUUCAACUUCGACAGCAGCAACAGGUGUGGGACGGUGGUCACGACUAACAACAGCCAAGUGAUCUACAAAAACACCAUCAUGACCCAGAACAGCUCCUCUGACAUCAUCACUCGUCUCGACCAAAUCUCCAUCGACUUCUCCUGCGUCCAAACUCAGCCGGACAUCAAGACUGCCACCUUCAGGAUCAGAGACAGGUGUGUGGUGGCUGCUGGUUUUCUUUGA
Messenger RNA from Neolamprologus brichardi, 2364 nucleotides. NCBI's taxonomy places the organism in Eukaryota, Metazoa, Chordata, Actinopteri, Cichliformes, Cichlidae. The record is from RefSeq and is a predicted model, not a curated record.